GAUGAAUCCGAUAUCUAACAUGAAAAGAAAAUCAAGCUAAUGUGCGCCCUUCCUAUUCGGGUAGGGCGCAUACUGUUUGCACGUGGGGUCGCACAUAGAAGUACUUGUAUGCGAUUAGUGCUGUGUAAUUCUCCAACUUCUGUCCGCUCAAUAUUGCCUGUAGCAACUGUUUCCCAUUCUAUUUUCGCAAGUGCGAAUUCUGUUCCCAACUCAUCCAGACCAUCAUGGAUAAUGUGAAACGUGAAAGAAGGGUUCUGCAAAGGCAGAGCCGGUACCGAACAGUAGCCAUCAAAAGAUCCCGCGGUACAAGUCCAACAAGACAUAACUUUUCCAAUCCAAAGCUAAUAAAAUCCUUCCAGAUAAUUAGUAAUGCGCCUCUUCUGCCCCACAUCAGAUUCCAUGUCCGAGUCCAUCUUAUCGCCGCUAAGGCCGUCUCUGAACGGAUUGGCUGUGAAAACACCUGCUGGUAUAUUGUACAAGUGAAGGAUUCCAGUACUCCGUACAGGCUUCUUAAGAAAGUCAUCGCCCCCUGGCAUCCAACCCCUCUCCUUCCUCGUCCCUGCCCUUCUAUCUUUUCUGCUGUCUUUGCUUCUUCCUCUUUUCCCCCUCGUAUGCUCAACCCGUGCCAGGGCCUAGUCGGUUUUCCCAGCAUACAGUGUAAUACGCCAACACAGCAUUGUCUACCGAGCAGUUUGCCCUUGCAAACCAAACCACGUCUGCAUCAUGAGCUAAGAAUAUCUCUACCCUUCUGCGCUUUUAUAGGCCCACCACUCAUCCCGCCCGUGGAAAAGGAUUUCACAUGAACCAAAAUAUGAAGUUCAGACGAAAGCAGCUGCCGAUUUCGAGUCCGGCUCAGGAUCUAUUACCUUUCCACCAACCAAAGCAUGUACUGUGUACAAAUAAAACUCUCUGCCAAUGGGUUUUGGCCGGUAUCCGUAUCUCGC
Molecule: messenger RNA, 944 nt
Organism: Westerdykella ornata
Lineage: Eukaryota; Fungi; Ascomycota; Dothideomycetes; Pleosporales; Sporormiaceae
Exons: 1
Coding region: 225-803 (192 amino acids)
Source: RefSeq, a predicted model, not a curated record